This is a messenger RNA of Galdieria sulphuraria, 1264 nucleotides long. Its product is annotated as dynein light chain Tctex-type 1. Gene Ontology annotation, biological process: microtubule-based movement. The record is from RefSeq and is a predicted model, not a curated record. The transcript has 5 exons. NCBI's taxonomy places the organism in Eukaryota, Rhodophyta, Bangiophyceae, Galdieriales, Galdieriaceae. The coding region runs from base 127 to 576 and encodes 149 amino acids. Gene Ontology annotation, molecular function: dynein intermediate chain binding. Gene Ontology annotation, cellular component: cytoplasm; cytoplasmic dynein complex.
UCUUUUUGAUUCUAGUUUAGACGCCUACUUUCCAUUAGAGAAAAUUAUUCCAUAGCUAUUAAACUUCUUUAUCGAGCCAUGUAGUGUUGCAAGUCCAACGGCAGCUCAAGUCUUUGGCGCCAAAUAAUGCAAUUAAUCUUAUCGUUGAUUGUUUUGUGGGGGAGUGGAGGAGGAAAAAGUGACAUGGCUACUUCGGAAAUAAACAACCAUCAUCAGGAGGAACAACCGUUCAAGGAGCCGUCCUCGAGGGAAAGCAACGAUAAAUUUGACCAAGCAUAUGCCGAAAGUGUUGCCAAGGAAAUCAUAGAAAGCACAGUUGGAGAGGAAAAAUAUGAACACACCAAAACUGUGGAAUGGACGAAUCAAAUGUGCGAAAAAAUAUUGGCCAAGUUGUUGGAACUACAAAAGCCCUUCAAAUACAUAGUAUCUUGUUCUUUGUUGCAAAAGAAAGGCGCUGGAUUCCAUACUGCAACGACAUGUUACUGGGAUGCCGAUUGUGAUCAGUGUUGCACCAUAAAACACGAAACCAAACACCUUCAUGUGAUAUGCACGAUUUAUGCCGUAUCGAUUCAUUAGGAUCAUUCGAGGCUCUAUAUUUGAUAAAUACAGAUAUUGUUCCAAAACGCAGAUUUUGCAACCCGAAAUAAAUCUACAUUUGCAAGACUGAACGGAAUAGUGCAGUCUUCUGACCAUUUAAUUAGUGUUAAAGUUUUCCUCUUUAUUCUAUCAGUACUAUCCCAAUAGGACUGUCUAUGGUUUGAAUCACUUGCACUCGAACCCUAGAAUAUCCUUGGUUCUCGAAGCAAAAUGCUGCGUUUAUGCCUGUCACAAGAACAAACUAAGACUUUAUGUUCAGCAAAGACCAAGUUGUUUCAGUGCAACCGAAAGUGUUUGUCCCAAGUGAAAUGAGUGUGUUACGAGAGAACUAUGUUGGUUGGUUAAACUUUACUCGAAGAUAUUGGUCAGGGUCACAGUACCCUUGAAAGAGACCAAACAAGUGAAAGGAGAAGAACAAAGUACCGAUAUUGCUCUCAGUAUUCUUACAUUCGACGACAGUGUUCCAAUGCAGAAGAAAACCACUUCUUCCAAGUCUCUCAAAGAAAGUCUAGCUAGUUGUGCCUUUCAGAGGCUAUUGUGGUACUUCACACAGCAAAAGUCUAAAUCACAACAUUGUUGACCAACACUGAAGGCUACACUGUAGUUGUCAUAACUGCAACGUUGCGUCUUGUGCGGUGAAAAGCAAAGACGUCACAAUAUUCCAAAA